Molecule: messenger RNA, 2096 nt
Organism: Zea mays
Lineage: Eukaryota; Viridiplantae; Streptophyta; Magnoliopsida; Poales; Poaceae
Exons: 6
Coding region: 29-1837 (602 amino acids)
Biological process (GO): protein phosphorylation
Molecular function (GO): ATP binding; calcium ion binding; protein kinase activity
Source: RefSeq, marked validated
CCGCCAUUUCCUCCCAGCCUUCCCUUUCAUGGCCAGCGCUCCCACCCGUCCGAGAAAGGUUCCCCCGCGCGCCCCACCGCUCGCCCGGACACCUCCCCGGUUCGCUGCGCCCGCGCCUGCGCGUCCGCGUCCCCGGCGCGCGAGGCCCCCGCGUCUCCGUCGCCCCCCUCGCCGUCGCCGACAUGGGCAACUGCUGCCCGGGGUCGUCGUCGUCCGCGGAGCCCGCGCCGCCGCAGCCGCCGGACCCCUCCGGCUCGUCGCGCCCCGUGGCUUCGCCUGCCUCGGUGUCGCCGACCGCGGCGCCCGCGCCCGCCAGGCCCCCGGCCCCCAUCGGCCCCGUGCUGGGCCGGCCCAUGGAGGACGUGAGGGCCACCUACGCCGUGGGCAAGGAGCUCGGGCGCGGGCAGUUCGGCGUCACGUCGCUGUGCACGCACAAGGCCACGGGGCACAGGUUCGCGUGCAAGACCAUCAGCAAGAGGAAGCUGUCCACCAAGGAGGACGUGGAGGACGUGCGGCGCGAGGUGCAGAUCAUGUACCACCUGUCCGGCCAGCCGGGCGUGGUGGAGCUCAAGGGCGCGUACGAGGACAAGGGCUCCGUGCACCUCGUCAUGGAGCUCUGCGCCGGCGGCGAGCUCUUCGACCGCAUCAUCGCCAGGGGCCACUACACCGAGCGCGCCGCCGCCUCGCUGCUCCGCACCAUCGUCGAGAUCGUGCACACCUGCCACUCCAUGGGCGUCAUCCACCGCGACCUCAAGCCCGAGAACUUCCUCCUCCUCAGCAAGGACGAGGACGCGCCGCUCAAGGCCACCGACUUUGGGCUCUCCGUCUUCUUCAAGGAAGGUUGAUUUGCUUGCUCUCACUCUCCUCCAUGGUUGCAUUGCAUCAUCACAUUCAUAUCUGUUGCUCUGCAUAUGCAUUGCAAUGCGAUGCAGGGGAGGUGUUCAGGGACAUCGUCGGCAGCGCCUACUACAUCGCUCCGGAGGUGCUGAAGCGGAGCUACGGGCCCGAGGCCGACAUAUGGAGCGUCGGCGUCAUAGUCUACAUCCUGCUCUCCGGCGUUCCGCCCUUCUGGGCAGAGUCGGAGCACGGCAUCUUCAACGCCAUCCUGAGGGGGCAGGUCGACUUCACCAGCGACCCAUGGCCGCGCAUCUCGCAGGGCGCCAAGGACCUCGUCAGGAAGAUGCUCAACCCUGACCCCAAGCAGCGGAUUUCUGCAUACGACGUCCUCAACCAUCCGUGGAUCAAGGAGGACGGCGAGGCGCCGGACACGCCGCUGGACAACGCGGUCCUCGGCCGGCUGAAGCAGUUCAGGGCCAUGAACCAGUUCAAGAAGGCGGCGCUGCGGGUCAUCGCGGGGUGCCUGUCGGAGGAGGAGAUCCGUGGGCUCAAGGAGAUGUUCAAGAGCAUGGACUCCGACAGCAGCGGCACCAUCACCGUGGACGAGCUGCGGAGAGGGCUGGCCAACAAGGGCACCAAGCUGAGCGAGGCCGAAGUCCAGCAGCUCAUGGAAGCUGCCGACGCCGACGGGAACGGGACGAUCGACUACGAGGAGUUCAUCACGGCGACGAUGCACAUGAACCGGAUGGAUCGCGACGAGCACCUCUACACCGCGUUCCAGUACUUCGACAAGGACAACAGCGGGUACAUCACGAUGGAAGAGCUGGAGCAAGCCCUGAGGGAGAAGGGCCUGCUGGACGGCCGAGACAUCAAGGAGAUCGUGGCGGAAGUGGACGCCGACAACGACGGGCGGAUCAACUACACCGAGUUCGCGGCGAUGAUGAGGAAAGGAGACCCGGAGCCGUCCAACCCCAAGAAGCGGCGCGACAUCGUCCUGUAGAGGAGGGGCGUGGAGCUCGGGAGCACGUCACGUACGUACGGCUGCUGGCAGGAAUCUUCGUCUUCGUGGUGGCGGAGAAAUUAAGCAGACGCGUGCGCGUUCUAUCUCUGGACAUGUAUAAUAUUGCACGCGACAGGAGCGGAGGAGCUGAGGGGGGGAGUGACCGCGCAUUAUUAAUAUGAAAAAAUGGCAACCGGGUGUCGGUUAUUCUUGUCUGCAUGUCGUUACUCGGAUGUUAUAGUAGAACGAACUGUUCGUA